GCCAGAAAAAUUCUCUUUUUCUGUCACAUAUAAUAUUUAUUCAACUCUGCUCACUCCGGCAAGACCACAUUCUUCUAUCUCAUUUCCGAUUCCGUCACACCACCGUCAAUUCACCGUUGAACACAACCAAACACUCAACCUCUUCCGUUAAUUUCACGUCAAGUCAAACGGCGGUCAAAACAUUCAACAACAACUUCAAAUUCUUCCUCUGUAAGUGUCGUGAUUCGUGAAGAGAAUUUGUGUGUGUUUUGAGAGGUUGAUGGUAGUGUGCGUGAUUGUUGUUGUUGUUGUUGUUGAUGAUGACCGGAGAUUGCAUCGACGGCUGGUGGUGGUCCGGUGAAUCUGUCACAUGGAAUGGCAGAUCUUGUUAGUUACGGUAACGGAAACCGUGACAUUGAGCAGGCAUUAAUUGCUCUGAAGCAGGGCACGCAUUUACUAAAAUAUGGCCGCAAAGGGAAGCCCAAAUUUUGUCCGUUUAGACUCUCUCACGACGAAUCAUCUUUAAUUUGGAUUUCCAGCAGUGGUGAAAAGAGCUUGAAAUUAACGUUGGUGUCUAGAAUUAUUCCCGGACAAAGAACUGCUGUCUUCCGGCGUUAUUUACGUCCUGACAAGGACUAUCUUUCAUUUUCUCUCAUAUAUAACAACGGGAAACGAUCUCUUGAUUUGAUUUGCAAGGACAAAGUUGAGGCUGAAGUGUGGAUUACAGGCCUCAAAGCACUGAUAUCCUCAAAACAACGUUCCAAGAUUGAUGGAUGGGGUGAAGGUGGCCUCGGUUUUGACGACAAUAAAGAUAUAACAUCAAACAGUGCAAGCGACAGUUCCGUUAGUGCACCGCAAAAUUUAAGUUCCCCAGACGCUUCUGUUAGUACAAAUUCAAAUACUUCCCCUAUGAAUUACCGUCUAGAAAAUCCUUCCAAUUUCGAAAGGUCAAAUGUACCUUUUGACCAAACAACUAUGCAAGUCAAAGGGUUCGGUUCAGAUGUUUCUAGGGUUAGUGUUUCUAGUCAACCAAGUACUUCUAGUCACGGGUCAGCCCAAGAUGAUUACGAUGCUUUAGGAGACGUGUAUAUAUGGGGUGAAGUAAUCUCCGAUAGUAUUAUCAAAGUGGGCCCCGAUAGAAACACUAAUUCUUUAGCCUCUUUAACCACAAGAACGGAUAUACUUCUACCGAAACCGAUAGAAACAAACGUUGUUUUGGACGUAAAUCAUAUAUCAUGCGGGGUGAGACACGCGGCUCUAGUGACUAGACAAGGUGAAGUAUUCACAUGGGGUGAGGAAUCGGGUGGUAGGCUCGGUCACGGGUUUGAAAAAGACGUUACUACCCCUUGUCUAGUCGAGUCGUUAUCCGUUUGCAACGUCGAUUUCGUUGCGUGUGGCGAGUUCCAUACGUGCGCUGUUACGAUGUCGGGCGAGCUUUACACGUGGGGAGACGGGACCCACAAUGCCGGGCUUCUCGGGCAUGGUAAAAACGUCAGUCACUGGGUCCCGAAACGGAUCACGAAAUCGCUCGAGGGGCUUAAAGUCGCAUCGGUCAGUUGCGGACCGUGGCAUACGGCUUUGAUAACGUCAACCGGACAGCUUUUUACAUUCGGUGACGGGACUUUCGGCGUUUUAGGUCACGGUGACCGGGAAAGCGUUGCCUGCCCGAGAGAAGUCGAAUCGUUAUCGGGGUUACGAACGAUUGCGGUUGCAUGUGGGGUAUGGCACACGGCGGCAGUAGUGGAAGUAAUCGUAACGCGGUCGAGUUCCGGUGUUUCGUCCGGAAAGCUAUUCACGUGGGGUGACGGUGAUAAAAACCGUUUAGGUCACGGAGACCGUGAGGCGCGGCUCAAACCGACAUGUGUCCCGUUAUUGAUCGAGUACAAUUUCCACAAAGUUGCGUGCGGGCAUAGUUUGACCGUAGGUUUGACCACAUUACGACAGGUUUUCACCAUGGGAAGUACGGUUUACGGUCAACUUGGAAACCCUCAAUGUGACGGAAAAUUACCGUGUUUAGUCGAAGAUAAAUUAUCCGGUGAGCCUGUAGACGAAAUCGCUUGCGGGGACUACCACGUGGCGGUUUUAACAUCCCGAAAUGAGGUUUACACAUGGGGUAAAGGCGCUAAUGGCAGAUUAGGUCAUGGAGACAUCGAAGACCGAAAAACACCAACUUUAGUCGAAUCGUUAAAAGACCGACACGUGAAAUUUAUCGCUUGCGGGUCAAACUACACGUCAGCAAUUUGUCUACACAAAUGGGUUUCGGGAACCGAACAAUCUCAAUGUGCAUCGUGCAGACAAGCUUUUGGGUUCACUAGAAAACGACACAACUGUUAUAACUGCGGGCUCGUUCAUUGUCAUUCUUGUAGUUCAAGAAAAGCAUUACGAGCAGCUUUAGCUCCUAACCCAAGCAAACCGCACCGCGUGUGCGAUUCGUGUUUCGUUAAGUUAACCAAAUUGGCUGAAACCAGUGCUGUUAACCGACGAAACAUUAUGCCUCGGCUUUCCGGUGAAAAUAAAGACAGAUUAGAUAAACUGGAACUUCGAUUAGCGAAAUCUGGAUUACCGUCAAAUCAAGAUUUAAUCAAACUGUUGGAUAAUAAAGCGGCUCGACAAGGGAAAAAAGCCGAUGUAUUUCCAGUUCCAGUAGGUCGUUCUUCGCAGACGAAUACUUUGUUACAGCUUAAAGACAUUGCGUUGGCCACUGGAGGUGAUUUUCGUUAUAUGGUUCCGAAACCGAUUGUGACUCAGUCGGUUUCUGGGUCCAGGCCGGUUUCACCUUUUUCGAGAAAAUCAAGCCCGCCACGUUCUGCUACACCUAUUCCUACAACGUCCGGACUUUCUUUCUCCAAAAAUGUUGCUGAUAGUUUAAAGAAAACAAAUGAUCUCCUGAAUCAAGAAGUUCUUAAAUUACGUGGACAGGUUGAGAAUUUGAGACAUAAAUGUGAAAUUCAAGAAGCGGAGCUAAUAAAAUCAAGAAAACAAGCACAGGAAGCAAUGGUAUCGGCUGCUGAGGAGUCUGCAAAAUUUACCGCUGCAAAAGAUGUGAUCAAAUCUCUUACUUCCCAGCUUAAAGAUAUGGCAGAAAGAUUGCCACCUGGAUCCUAUGACCUCGACAGCAUAAAGAUACCAAACGGUCUGGACUUCAAUUCGAUCGUACAAAAUCCCGAUACAAAUGCCAACAAUCACUCAAAACCAAACCUCCCGAUCUCUCCAACCACAGCUUCUACACCGGGCCCCACGGAAACAUUCACUGAAACCAAGGAAUCAAUACACGUGUCAAACGAGAAUCAUAGCUAUUCAGAUGCUAGAUCUCUUAAUGGAAGUGCAGGGGUAGAUUUGGGAAAUAAGUAUUCGUCCGAUAACGCAGCUUCACAAGGGGAGAAUAAUGGGGUCCAAACUAGAAAUCCGGCAUCCAAUAGUGGGAAUAAUACCUAUAAUGCCCCUGAUCAAGUCGAGGCUGAAUGGAUUGAGCAGUAUGAGCCUGGUGUCUAUAUAACACUUGUGGCUUUACGUGAUGGAACCAGAGAUCUCAAACGCGUUCGCUUCAGCCGUAGGAGAUUUGGCGAACACCAAGCGGAGACAUGGUGGUCAGAAAACCGUGAAAAUGUUUACGAAAGAUAUAAUGUUCGCGGGUCAGAUAAAGCAUCGGUCUCGGCCCAAUCCGCUCGACAGUCGGCUGAAACUCUACCAUCACCUGCCCAGUAUUAAGAUCAUCUUCCUCCCAAUUUUUUUUUUCCAGAUUUUAUUUUUAGUUUGUGAUUUAUGAAUAUAUUAGAGGGUUCAUUGGUGUUUUUCCAUGCAUUGUGAUGUAGUGUACAUAUGUUUUUAAUUAUUUAUAUGAUUAUAUUUCUGCUAA
Helianthus annuus (common sunflower) is the source of this 3835-nucleotide messenger RNA. Its product is annotated as PH, RCC1 and FYVE domains-containing protein 1. NCBI's taxonomy places the organism in Eukaryota, Viridiplantae, Streptophyta, Magnoliopsida, Asterales, Asteraceae. The record is from RefSeq and is a predicted model, not a curated record. The transcript is spliced from 10 exons. Bases 355 to 3687 code for a protein of 1110 amino acids. Gene Ontology annotation, molecular function: metal ion binding.